This is a messenger RNA of Xylaria bambusicola, 1605 nucleotides long. RefSeq names its product cytochrome P450. Gene Ontology annotation, molecular function: heme binding; oxidoreductase activity, acting on paired donors, with incorporation or reduction of molecular oxygen; monooxygenase activity. The record is from RefSeq and is a predicted model, not a curated record. The transcript is spliced from 2 exons. NCBI's taxonomy places the organism in Eukaryota, Fungi, Ascomycota, Sordariomycetes, Xylariales, Xylariaceae. The coding region runs from base 1 to 1605 and encodes 534 amino acids.
AUGGCAAACAUCACCAGUAAUGCAUCCUACGAGACACUUUUUGAGGUGACAUCUCAGUCCUCUGGGAUUCACAAGCUGUUAUAUCUUUCAUUCGCUGCAACUUUGGGAAUCGUGGUCUGGAUUUUGUGGACUUACGUCGUGCGACUCGUUCUGCUCCGCAGAUUCUAUGAGAAACAAGGCAUCCGCUUCGUGGAUAAAUGCUAUGCUGUCGUCGGAGCGGAGAUGAGAGUAUCGGGGCUACAAGUGAAGAAUAAGAGCCAUGACUGGCUGUAUACUGAACGCCCGACAGACAUUCACGGAACGGUCCGUGGCUUUUCGCUUCAGCUUUAUUGCACCAGCGCGGAAUUCUGUGAAGAGCUAAUAGCCAAGACGGGGUUUCAUGUUGACCGAGACACCCCAGCUCUGUUCUCCUUCGGCCGCCUAAGCCCCUACGCCUUAACCUUCCUCCCAAUAAACAAAUGGCGUUUCCGUGAAAGAAAAGUUACUUUGACCAAAGGCAUGCGAGAUAAUAAACGCCUAUUCGAUAUUGUCAGUCGACAGGCCGAGGAAGCACUCACACGUUUCAGGGUAAAGAACGGAUCUGGUAUUACAAUUAACAUCCGCGAGCUAUUGAACCACUGGACCAGGGAAUCCAGCGGAGAGUUUAUUUGGGGUAGAAGCAAUAUCCAGCGCCAGCUUACCGUCAAAGACACCGCUGGAAACUUGGUCACUCUUCCUUCUAUGACUGCCUUAAACCAAACAUUUACCGAGCUUCGCUUUUAUGCCAGUCGCUUCUGGAACAGAGUUUACUUCCCUUUAGCCGCUCUCCCUCUUACCAAGGAGUCACGCCGAUUGAGCUAUAAUAUUGAAGUCCUGGUGAAAGCAACCGAGGAGAUGAUGCGUACCCCUGAAGAGGAAACUGUGGCAUCCCUUGUUCAGGAGUUCAAUGAUGAACUAGGGAUUCCUAUCACUAUGACCCGUGAUGAUUUAGUAACAGCUACUAUUGCAGGGCUUGAUACAAUUAAAUCUAGCGUUAUGGGAACACUUUUCCAUCUUCUCGAGCCCGAAAACCUAUACUGGAAAAAGCAGUUAUUAGACGAGAUCAAUGAGCUAAAGCAACAACCGGGCAACAUGUUCGUUAAACUCUCGCACGCCCCGAAGCUCAACGCUUUCAUUCUCGAAACACUACGCUACGAGCCGCCUGGGUCGCUUAUUAACAACGCAGCAGUCAAGGAUUUCAACCUGUCAGUCAAGAAUAUGAGCUACAAAAUUAAAUCUGGCACGCGAAUCGUUACUUGUAUCCACGCCCUACACCAGAACGAGGAGAGCUGGGCUCAGCGUGUUAAUCCGAACAUGGCGCCGCUGAACGUUUUCGACCCCAGCCGUUUUCUUGACAAGACAGAGACCAUAACACGUUCGUACUGCUUCAUGCCAUUUGGAAAGGGGCCACGGCGUUGCCCAGGGCAGGGCGCCGGAUUGAUGAUGGUCAAGGUUUUUAUUGCUGCUUUCCUAACUAACAACUUUAACUGUCGUAUGGCGGUGCCGGAGAAUCAGACCAAGGAUAUUACGUGGUUUAACAUAUAUAGCAAGGCGACAUUUGAUGUCAUUUGUAAUGAUGAGAAUUGA